Molecule: messenger RNA, 1493 nt
Organism: Hordeum vulgare subsp. vulgare (domesticated barley)
Lineage: Eukaryota; Viridiplantae; Streptophyta; Magnoliopsida; Poales; Poaceae
Product: zinc finger CCCH domain-containing protein 23-like
Exons: 1
Coding region: 343-1230 (295 amino acids)
Source: RefSeq, a predicted model, not a curated record
CCGGGCACACGCAGAUCACACAUCUCCAUACACCGCAACCAUGCAUGGUUUGUAGAACCAAAUUAAUCAUCCCCCGUAUCCUCAGCAUUCAUUCACAGCCAUGGCCUAGCUACAUAUAUUUCCUCAAGAUUUUGGUAUAAAUCAUCCCAUCCUCAAUAUUCUUUCGCAACCAUGGCCUAGCUAGCUACAUAUAUAUAUUGCCCAGAAUUUUUAGUCUAAAACAUCCCCCUCAUCCUCUACAUUUUGCCACAACCAUGGCCUAGCUACAUAUAAUGUCGAUGAAUUUCUAGUUUUGAAUCUGUUAGAGAGUUUGCUGUGUGUGAUCAAGGAGGACAGCCAACCAUGGAACUGGACAUGUAUAACAUGGUGGUGCAGGCGAAUGGCAGCGUCACGUACCAGCUGACCGACCCGACGACGUGGGGCGCGUGGGCGCACGAGGGGCACCGGCUGUGGGCGUCCAUGUCGGAGGACUUCUGGCUGUACGAGUACAAGGUGCGGCGGUGCCCGCAGCCGUACAGCCACGACUGGACGGCGUGCCCCUACGCGCACAAGGGCGAGCGCGCACGGCGCCGCGACCCGCGCCGCUUCAGCUACGCCGCCGUCUCCUGCCCGGAGUACCGCGCCAACGCGCACGCGCACGCGCAGCUCGGGCUCGCCGGCGCCGGGCACCCGCCGCCGACCUGCGCGCGCGGGCUCAGGUGCCGCUACGCGCACGGCGUCUUCGAGCUGUGGUUGCACCCGUCCCGGUUCCGCACGCGCCCGUGCGAGGCCGGCACGCGCUGCCAGCGCCGGAUCUGCUUCUUCGCGCACUUCCCCCACGAGUUCAGGGGCGAGGACCACGUCGCCGCCAUUGCCGCCAUGCCGCGGACGCCGUCCUCGACCUUCGCCGUGCUGCGGACGCCGCCCCGCAUCCUCCAGCGUGCUCCAUCCAAUCCCGCGACGACGCAUCCAGCACCGCCGUUGUUCGACGACAUCACCCUGCGGGCCACUCCAAACAGGCUUCGCAUGCUGAGCCUGCACUCCGCCAUCACCGGGGACGAUGUUUUCUCCUCCCCAACCGCCACCGCCGCCGCCGUCGUCACUGCUGCGACCACCAUGCCGACCCUAAGGGUGUCCUUACCGGCGUACGAGAACAAGGACGACGAUAAAUCUGUCCACUAUGCGGACGACGAAGACUCCCUGUUGAACGACUACCCGCACCGAGAUCUCAUCAUGGACUUUAUGCGCUAGAUAUCCGAGGUAUGGCAAUGAAUAAAUCUCCGACGGUCACUGCGGGAGCGCGUGCAUGCGCGCAUGUUGUGUCUGCAUGUGCAUGAUUCAUAUUAUUACUACAUAUUUGUAAUUUGCAUGUCGUCCAUGGUCGCCAAGUGGCGGUGGUCAGUCAUGAGGAACGUGCUUAUAUGUGUAUAGUUUUUCUGGUCAUAUACUCCAUGUGAAGAUAUAUAUCUGACGAAGACGUGCAAUGUCAUCAUUAAUCAUUGUUAUUUUUAUUA